GAACGCCUCCCCCAUGACGCUAGUGUGCCGACCGAGAGGCGCUUUCCCACAUAUGGCGUUGGCAUCUCGACUUGCGGAUGUAAUCAACCUCGACGCCUCGCCCAACCGAUCGUGUACUCCCGACAUCGAUCCCCAAACCAAACCGUGUUGACACAUCAGCCACGGUACACUCGUUCAUCAACACUAUGGUCGCAGAUUUUCUUACAAAUGGUGAUCCCUAUGGCCUACCAAUGAACUCUGUCCAUGAUUUGGAGAAUUAUGAUCCAUAAGUGCUUGAUUACCGAUGUAAGCUUGUUAGUUGAUACACUAAGCAGUUUACAAUCUACCAGACAAACAAGAGCCCUUCUUUCAUCCAUCGAAACUGAUGCUGUGGCUCAGUUGUUUUGCCCCAGCAUCGACCGCAACCUGGUCCGUGCUUCCUCAAGAAAAGCCUUGUUAGUUGGAAAUAAAUGGUUUGUCGGGCGAUAUGCUAUUUCUACUAAUCAGCUAUAGCGGUUUGUCAUAGUGCAGGUGAUCUUAGUUCGAUUGCAGUGACUCUGUGUUCAUGCAAAUGAUACCGUUUGAUGGUCACUUCCAUCUUUGUAGAUCAUCUCCCGUCAUGAUUUGAUGCUUCAUCAAACUCUAUGGUAAAUGGCUCUGUCCUGUCCUUCUGGAUCCUCUCUGUCCAGAUGAAUCAUGUAGAACACAGACAGACACUUGUGUUUGAGUCGGUAUUUGUUUAGUUGAUGCUCUGUGCAGAUAUCGUUUAGUUACAUGUGUACUCCAGUGGCCCCAAAAUGUGUGCUGGUUACAGAUGGAAUGAUAACAAGGUUAAUUUAGAGAGCUAUCCUUUUUCCGGAACAGAUUCCAUGGACCGAAAGCUUUCAUCUCUGGUAAGCACAAUGCCAUCCUCAUCUGUUAUAAAAAGGCCUCCUUGGCUUACACUUCUGUUCUUGAGAGACAGAGAAAGAAGCAGCAGCAUGAGCUCGGUUGGGCGAGGCGUGGCCACUAUGAACCUCAUGGCCGACGGGGAGGGACAGCAGCAUCAGCAACUGAGGGAUGGACGAGGCUGCUUCCAGAUGCCGGUGCGCUACCCUACGUACACCCAAGCCGACUAUGAGGCGAUGCCCGAGUGGAAGCUCAACUGCAUCCUCCGAGAGUACGGCCUCCCGGUGACCGGUGACAUCGACGAUAAGAGGAGGUUUGCCAUGGGCGCCUUCCUCUGGCCUGCUCUCUGAACCAGAUAUUAUAUAUAUAUUUAAUACAUGUACAAUACAUACAUAAGGCUACUUGUCUAUGGAGAAUAAACUGCUAUGUAAGAUGUGGGAGGUGCUGUAUGUUGUUAUUGCCUGUAGAACAGAGUUCAUAAUGGACAUAUUUGGAGUAUUAA
Musa acuminata subsp. malaccensis (wild Malaysian banana) is the source of this 1369-nucleotide messenger RNA. NCBI's taxonomy places the organism in Eukaryota, Viridiplantae, Streptophyta, Magnoliopsida, Zingiberales, Musaceae. The record is from RefSeq and is a predicted model, not a curated record.